Molecule: messenger RNA, 1008 nt
Organism: Panicum virgatum (switchgrass)
Lineage: Eukaryota; Viridiplantae; Streptophyta; Magnoliopsida; Poales; Poaceae
Exons: 4
Coding region: 49-864 (271 amino acids)
Source: RefSeq, a predicted model, not a curated record
CCUCCGGGGAAAAAAAAAGAGCGACCUCCCUUUCCUCGGCGAUUGAGGAUGCCGCUUCGAUCCGGGCUUGUGACGUUCUUCACCGGGCCACGCCGUCGCAGUGGUGGAUCUACAGCAAGCUGCGGCACCGAUCAGGCGGUGCCGGCGGGCUGUCCAUCCCUCAAGCGCAAGUCUUCGGUCGAGGCUGACCUCCAUCGCCAGGUCAGGCGCAAGUCGCCGCCGGCAUCGCCGUGCAGGCGGCCGCCAGUCACGCUGCACCCGCCUGAGGUCGGAGAACAGGUCCCGUUCCUCUCACCUGUGACCAGUGCCUCCCGGGAGGAGGUCACCAGCAAUCGGGAUGAUGAUAGCUCUGACGAAACAUCAGUUGCAGAGUUAGGCGUUAAAUUGUUCCCUCGUCUCCCGCGAGAAGACGCCGCUGCUAUGUGGGUUGGGUUCGUCAACAAUGCAAAGACUUGCCUCAACCAUUACAACAGGAAGAAUCAGGCCAACUUUGUGUACAAGCGUGCACGUGGUAAUGGGUUUUUUCUUGUCACGGAGCAAGAUGGAAGUGAUUACUACCAUCUAAAUUUUCUUGCUCAAGACAAAAACGAACACUCCCAGCUAUUCUUUGGUGAAAUCAAGGUACAUGUUGCUCCUAGGGAGGAGGAUGUCACUUGUUGUUGCCCUAUUUCGCCUUCCGAUCUAGGUGGGAGAAGCAUCCGAACCGUUGAGGAGGCGCUGAAGCAUUUGUACCCUGAUCGGGAAAAGGUGGAAAUGGAUUACGAUCAUUGCUAUGCUUGUCUUCCAAGAUUUAAGCACCCAAGAGGGAGCAGCUACGUCGCAGGACACUUUGCCGAUACUCGACAGUAUUAUGGGUUUUUUUAAGUGAUGUUUUGGAGUUUGGACAUAUGGAUGGCACAACAGGCAUCACCUAAGAAUCAACUGUGCUCUUGUUAUAUUAAUCUGUCAGAUUUCUAAGGAGACUUGCCAUAUUUUGAGUUAUUAAUGUUUUCAAUACAUUGUACUAUA